AUGAUUGUCCAGGAAGUGGUCCGCAUAGUAUUCCUGGUGGCUCUUCUGCACUCUUCCCUAGCUGGAGAUGGGACCCCCCAGUCCGAGAGCAGGGCUGAGGAGAUUCCGGAGGGGGCGUCCACUUUGGCUUUUGUGUUUGAUGUGACUGGCUCCAUGUAUGAUGAUUUAGUUCAGGUUAUUGAAGGGGCUUCCAAAAUUUUGGAGACGUCUUUGAAAAGACCCAAGAGGCCGCUGUUCAACUUUGCCUUGGUGCCUUUCCAUGACCCAGAAAUUGGUCCAGUGACAAUUACCACAGAUCCCAAAAAAUUUCAGUAUGAACUCAGAGAAUUGUAUGUUCAGGGAGGUGGUGAUUGUCCAGAAAUGAGUAUUGGAGCUAUAAAAAUUGCCUUGGAAAUUUCUCUUCCUGGUUCCUUCAUCUAUGUUUUUACUGAUGCACGAUCCAAGGACUAUCGGCUCACCCAUGAGGUGUUGCAGCUUAUUCAACAGAAACAAUCCCAAGUGGUAUUUGUGCUCACUGGAGACUGUGAUGACAGGAAUCAUAUUGGAUACAAAGUCUAUGAAGAAAUUGCCUCCACAAGUUCUGGUCAAGUGUUCCAUCUGGACAAAAAGCAAGUGAAUGAGGUCCUCAAGUGGGUGGAGGAAGCAGUGCAGGCCUCCAAAGUGCACCUCUUGUCCACCGAUCAUUUGGAACAGGCUGUAAAUACUUGGAAAAUUCCUUUUGAUCCCAGCCUCAAAGAAGUGACCGUGUCCCUGAGUGGCCCUUCUCCCGGGAUUGAAAUUCGCAACCCUUUCGGGAAGCUGAUAAAAAAGGGAUUUGGCUUGAAUGAGCUGUUAAAUAUCCAUAACUCUGCCAAAGUGGUGAAUGUCAAAGAGCCUGAAGCUGGAAUGUGGACAGUGAAGACCUCCAGCAGUGGAAGGCAUUCUGUUCGCAUCACCGGUCUCAGCACUAUUGAUUUCCGAGCUGGCUUCUCCCGAAAGCCCACGCUGGACUUCAAAAAAACAAUGAGCAGACCAGUGCAAGGGGUACCUACCUACGUGCUACUGAACACUUCUGGGAUCUCCAGGCCAGCUAGAGUAGAUCGUCUUGAACUUCUGAGUAUCUCAGGGGGGUCUCUUAAGACCAUUCCUGUAAAAUAUUACCCAGACCGGAAACCUUAUGGCAUCUGGAAUAUUUCUGACUUCGUUCCACCAGAUGAAGCUUUCUUUCUUAAAGUGACAGGCUAUGACAAAGAUGAUUAUCUCUUCCAGAGAUUUUCGAGUGUUUCAUUUUCCAGCAUUGUCCCAGAUGCUCCCAAAGUUACCAUGCCCUCGAGAACCCCAGGAUACUACCUGCAGCCUGGCCAAAUACUCUGUUCAGUUGACAGUCUUCUGCCCUUUACCUUGAGCUUUGUGAGAGAUGGAAUCGCACUGGGAGUAGACCAAUAUUUAAAAGAAUCUGCCAGUGUGAACUGGGACUUCAAAAAGGUCACCUUGUCUGAUGAAGGCUUCUAUGAGUGUACCGCUGUGAGCAGCGCAGGAACUGGAAGGGCACGGACAUUUUUUGAUGUAUCAGAGCCACCUCCAGUCAUCCAAGUGCCUAAUAAUGUUACCGUCACUCCUGGAGAAAAAGCAGUAUUGGCAUGUUUUGUCAUCAGUGCUGUGGAUUACAAUCUCACUUGGCAGAAGAGUGGUAGAGACGUGCGGCUCGCAGAUUCUGCAAGAAUUAGGACCUUGGCCAACCUCUCGCUGGAGCUGAGGAGUGUAAAAAUUGGUGAUGCUGGGGAGUACCGCUGUAUGGUUUCCAGUGAAGGUGGAUCAGCCGCUGCUUCGGUUUUCCUCAUAGUGCAAGAAAAACCCAAAGUCACUGUGAUGCCCAAGAAUCAGUCUUUCACAGGAGGAUCUGAGGUCUCCAUCAUGUGUUCAGCAACAGGUUAUCCCAAGCCGAAGAUUGUCUGGACUGUUAAUGAGGUGUUUAUCAUGGGUUCACACAGAUACAGGAUGACCCCAGAAGGUACUUUAUUCAUCAAGAAUGCUGUUCCCAAAGAUGCAGGGACCUAUGGUUGCCUGGCCAGCAAUGAGGCCGGAACAGAUCAACAAACUUCUACUCUCAGAUACAUCGAAGCCCCAAAGUUGGUGGUAAUUCAGAGUGAGAUCUUGGUGGCCCUUGGGGAUACAACAGUUAUGGAAUGUAAAACUUCUGGGGUUCCCCCACCUCAAGUAAAGUGGUUCAAAGGAGAUCUUGAGUUGAGGCCAUCAACAUUCCUCAGUAUUGACCCUCUCAUGGGAAUUUUGAAGAUUCAAGAAACACAAGAUCUGGAUGCUGGUGAUUAUACCUGUGUAGCCAUCAAUGAUGCUGGAAGAGCAACAGGCAGACUAACUCUGGAUGUAGGCUUAUCUCCUACAAUUGCUGGUGUAGAGAGCGAUGGCAGCCCUGAAGAUGUCAUUGUCAUCCUUAACAGCCCCACUUCUUUAGUGUGUGAGGCAUAUUCCUAUCCACCAGCUACCAUCACCUGGUUCAAGGAUGGAGCGCCUUUAGAAUCCAACCGAAAUAUUCGGAUUCCUCCAGGAGGCCGUACUCUGCAGAUCCUAAAUGCGCAGGAAGACAAUGCUGGCAGGUACUCAUGUGUGGCCACCAAUGAGGCUGGGGAAAUGAUAAAGCACUAUGAAGUGAAGGUCUACAUUCCACCCAUAAUCAAGAAAGGGGACCUUUUGGGGCCAGGUCUUUUCCCUAAAGAAGUGAAGAUUAGGGUGAACAGCAGCCUGACCCUGGAGUGUGAAGCUUAUGCGAUUCCUUCUGCCUCCCUCCGCUGGUACAAGGAUGGACAGCCCCUUGAAUCAGAUGAUCAUGUUAACAUCGCCGCAAAUGGGCAUACUCUUCAAAUAAAGGAAGCUCAAAUAUCAGACACUGGACGGUACACUUGUGUUGCAUCUAACCUUGCAGGUGAAGACGAGUUGGAUUUUGAUGUGAAUAUCCAAGUUCCUCCAAGUUUUCAGAAACUCUGGGAAAUCGGAAACAUGCUAGAUACUGGCAGGACUGGUGAAGCCAAAGAUGUGAUUGUUAACAACCCCAUUUCUCUGCACUGCGAGACAAACGCUGCUCCUCCCCCAACUCUGACAUGGUACAAAGAUGGCCGACCUCUGACCUCCAGUGACAGAGUACUGAUUUUGCCAGGAGGGCGAGUGUUGCAGAUUCCCCGGGCCAAAGUAGAAGAUGCCGGAAGGUACACAUGCGUAGCUGUGAAUGAGGCUGGAGAAGAUUCCCUUCAAUAUGACGUCCGUGUACUCUUGCCACCAGUUAUCAAGGGAGCAAACGGUGAUCUCCCAGAAGAGGUCACCGUGCUAGUGAACAAGAGUGCACAGAUGGAAUGUUCAUCCAGCGGUAGCCCAACACCCAAGAAUUCCUGGCAGAAAGAUGGACAGUCCUUAUUAGAAGAUGAGCAUCAUAAGCUCCUAUCUGAUGGCAGGAUUCUUCAGAUUCUAAAUGCUCAAAUAACAGAUAUUGGGAGGUAUGUGUGUGUUGCGGAGAACACAGCUGGGAAUGCCAAAAAGUACUUCAACCUCAAUGUUCAUGUUCCUCCAAGCGUCAUUGGUCCUAACCGUGACCAGCUCUCUGUGGUGGUGAACCAUUUCAUCUCUUUGACCUGCGAAGUUUCUGGUUUUCCCCCUCCUGACCUCAGCUGGCUCAAGAAUGAACAGCCCAUCAAGCCAAACACUAAUGUUCUCAUUGUGCCUGGUGGUCGAACUCUACAGAUUAUUCGGGCCAAGGUAUCUGAUGGCGGUGAAUACACCUGCAUUGCUAUCAACCAAGCCGGAGAAAGCAAGAAGAAAGUUUCUCUGACUGUUCAUGUACCCCCGAGUAUUAAGGAUCAUGGCAGCGAGUCUCUUUCUGUAGUUAAUGUGAGAGAGGGGACCUCAGUGUCGUUGGAAUGCGAGUCAAAUGCUGUCCCUCCUCCAGUCAUCACCUGGUCUAAGAAUGGGCGGAUAAUAACGGAUUCUACCCACGUGGAGAUUUUAACUGGUGGACAAAUGCUACACAUCAAGCAAGCUGAGGUGUCUGACACAGGCCAGUAUGUAUGUAGAGCUAUAAAUGUAGCAGGACGAGAUGAUAAAAAUUUCCACCUCAAUGUAUAUGUGCCUCCCACUAUUGAAGGGCCUGAAAGCGAAGCAGUUGUGGAGACCAUCAGCAAUCCAGUGACACUGACGUGUGACGCCACUGGGAUCCCGCCUCCCACCAUAACAUGGUUAAAGAACCACAAGCCUCUCGAAAAUUCUGACCCACUUGAGGUUAACAUUUUAUCUGGAGGAACUAAACUGCAAAUUGGCCGACCUCAGCAUUCAGAUAGUGGAAACUACACCUGUGUUGCAGCCAAUAUGGAAGGAAAGGCUCAGAAAAACUACAUCCUUUCCAUUCAGGUUCCUCCAAGUGUUGCUGGUGCUGAAGUUCCAAGUGAAGUCAGUGUCCUUGUCGGGGAAAAUGUUGAGCUAGUCUGCAAUGCAGAUGGCAUUCCUGCCCCACGUCUUCAGUGGCUUAGGGAUGGAAAACCCAUAGUGAACGGUGAAACAGAGAGAAUCAGGGUCACUGCAAAUGGGAGCACUUUAAAUAUUUACAGAGCUCUCACAUCCGACACGGGGAAGUACACGUGUGUGGCCACCAACCCCGCUGGAGAAGAAGACCGGAUAUUUAACUUGAAUGUCUAUGUUCCACCUAAAAUUAGAGGUAAUAAGGAAGAGGCAGAGAAACUGAUGGCUCUGGUAGACACGUCAAUAAAUAUUGAAUGCAAAGCCACGGGAACACCUCCGCCGCAGAUCAACUGGCUGAAGAAUGGCCUUCCCCUGCCCCUCUCCUCCCACAUUCGCUUGCUGUCGGCAGGGCAGGUUGUCAGGAUCGUGAGAGCUCAGGUGUCUGAUGUUGCUGUCUACACUUGUGUGGCCUCCAACAGAGCUGGGGUAGACAGUAAGCACUACAGCCUUCAAGUCUUCGUGCCACCAAAUAUGGACAAUGCAAUGGGGACAGAGGAAAUCACCAUCGUCAAAGGCAGUUCUACUUCUAUGACGUGCUUUACAGAUGGAACCCCAACUCCUAGUGUGUCCUGGCUCAGAGAUGGCCAGCCUCUGCUGCUUGAUGCUCACCUGACCAUCGGCACUCAAGGGAUGGUGCUUCAGCUCAUCAAGACAGAAACUGAGGAUUCUGGGAGAUACACCUGCAGUGCCUCAAAUGAAGCUGGAGAAGUCAGCAAGCAUUUUGUCCUGAAAGUUCUAGAACCACCUCACAUCAAUGGAUCUGAAGGACCUGGAGAGGUGUCCGUAAUUGUGAAUAACCCACUUGAACUGUCCUGCAUUGCUUCUGGAAUCCCUGUCCCAAAAGUUUCCUGGAUGAAAGAUGGCCGGCCCUUUCCACAGACAGAUCAAGUACAGACUCUAGAAGGAGGAGCCAUUCUUCGAGUGUCCAGGGCUCAAGUGGAGGAUACAGGAAGAUAUACCUGUCUGGCAUCCAGUCCUGCAGGAGAUGCUGAUAAAGAAUAUUUAGUGAGAGUACAUGUGCCUCCUAACAUCGCUGGAAUGGAUGAAUCGCAGGACUUCACUGUGUUAAGAAACAGACAGGUGACUUUGGAAUGCAAAUCAGAUGCAGUGCCCCCACCUGUGAUCAUGUGGCUCAAAAAUGGGGAGCAGUUACAGGCAACACCUCGAGUAAGAAUCCUAUCUGGAGGAAGAUACUUACAAAUUAAUAAUGCAGACCUUGGAGACACAGCCAAUUAUACCUGCGUGGCCAGUAACAUCGCAGGAAAGACGAAAAGAGAAUUUCUCCUCACUGUAAAUGUUCCUCCAAGCAUCAGUGGUGGUCCCCAGAGCCUUGUCACUCUCCUAAAUAAGUCAGUUGCACUGGAAUGCCUUGCAGAAGGUGUGCCAACCCCACGGAUAACAUGGAGAAAGGAUGGAGCUGUGCUAGCUGAGAGCCAUGCGAGAUACUCAGUCUUGGGAAAUGGAUUUCUUCAUAUUCAAUCAGCACAUGUCGCAGAUACCGGACGGUAUUUGUGUAUGGCGACCAAUGUGGCUGGAACAGACCGUAGACGGAUAGAUCUUCAAGUCCAUGUUCCUCCAUCUGUUGCUAUGGGUCCAACCAAUGUAACCGUAACAGUGAAUGUCCAAACGACUCUGGCCUGUGAAGCUACUGGGAUACCAAAACCGUCAAUCAAAUGGAGAAAAAAUGGGCAACUUCUUAAUGUAGAUCAAAAUCAAAAUUCAUACAGGCUCCUCUCUUCAGGUUCACUUGUAAUCAUAUCCCCCUCUGUGGAGGACACCGCCAGUUACGAGUGCACUGUGACAAGUGAGGCUGGAGAGGACAAGAGAACAGUGGAUCUCACUGUCCAAGUUCCUCCCACCAUAGCUGACGAGCCUAUGGAUUUCCUGGUAACCAGACAGGCCCCAGCAGUCAUGACCUGCUCUGCAUCUGGGGUUCCAGCUCCCUCAGUUCACUGGACCAAAAAUGGCAUAAGACUGCUUCCCAGAGGAGAUGGCUAUCGGAUUCUGUCCUCAGGAGCAAUUGAGAUAUUUGCGGCCCAGUUAAGCCACGCAGGGAGAUACACUUGCAUUGCUAGGAAUACGGCCGGCUCCGCACACCGGCACGCCACCCUCCGUGUUCAAGAGCCUCCAGUCAUUCAGCCCCAGCCGAGCGAACUGGAUGUCAUUCUGAACAACCCCGUCCUGCUACCAUGUGACGCGACAGGAAUACCCAAUCCAUUCAUUACUUGGCAGAAGGAGGGCAUCAACGUCAUUACCUCAGGCAAAGGCCUUGCUGUUCUUCCUAGUGGCAGCUUACAGAUCUCCAGAGCUGUUCGAGAGGACGCUGGCACUUACAUGUGUGUGGCUCAGAACCCAGCUGGAACGGCCUUGGGCAAAAUCAAGCUGAAUGUACAAGUUCCCCCAGGCAUUAGUUCUCGCCAAAAGGAGUAUGUUGUUACAGUGGAUAAGCCUGUCUCUCUACUGUGUGACGCAGAGGGCUUCCCACCCCCUGACAUCUCCUGGCACAAAGAUGGCCAUGCCCUCACGGAAUCCAUCCGCCAGCGCAUCCUGAACUCGGGCGCGCUGCAGAUAGCCUUUGCUCAGUCUGGUGAUGCCGGUCAGUACACGUGCACGGCAGCCAACGUGGCGGGGUCCAGCAGCGUGAGCGCCACACUCACCGUCCAUGUGCCACCUAGAAUCCAAAGUACAGAAGUACACUACGCAGUCAACGAGAACUCGCAAGCUGUUCUCCCAUGCCUUGCUGAUGGAAACCCCACGCCUGCAAUUCACUGGGAAAAAGACAGUGUUCUCAUUGCCAACUCUUUAGGGAAAUACACUGCUCAGCCAUAUGGGGAGCUCAUCUUGGAAAAUGUUGUGCUGGAAGAUUCUGGAACCUACACAUGUGUUGCCAACAAUGCUGCUGGUGAAGACACACAUACUGUGACCCUGACUGUGCACGCCCUUCCCACCUUCACUGAGCUGCCUGGGGACCUGUCAUUGAAUAAAGGAGAGCAGCUACGGUUAAGUUGCAAAGCCACUGGCAUCCCGUUGCCCAAACUAACAUGGACCUUCAACAACAAUAUUAUUCCAGCUCACUUUGACAGCGUCAAUGGACACAGUGAACUUGUUAUUGAAAAGGUUUCAAAGGAGGACUCAGGCACUUACGUGUGCACAGCGGAGAACAGCGUUGGCUUUGUAAAAGCCAUUGGAUUUGUUUAUGUGAAAGAGCCUCCAGUCUUCAAAGGUGAUUACCCCUCCAACUGGAUUGAACCGCUUGGUGGUAAUGCAAUCCUAAACUGCGAGGUGAGAGGAGACCCUGCCCCAACUAUCCAGUGGAGCCGCAAGGGGGCUGGCAUAGAGAUUAGUCACAGGAUCCGACAGCUGGGCAACGGCUCCUUGGCCAUCUACGGAACCGUGAAUGAAGACGCUGGCGACUAUACGUGCGUAGCUGCCAAUGAGGCCGGGGUGGUGGAGCGCAGCAUGAGCCUGACUCUGCAGAGUCCCCCCAUUAUCACUCUUGAGCCAGUGGAAACUAUUGUGGAUGCUGGUGACAGAGUCGUAUUGGACUGUCAAGCAACUGGUGAACCUCAGCCAACCAUCACAUGGUCCCGCCAAGGACACUCCAUCUCCUGGGACAACCGACUUAGCAUGCUGUCUAACGGCUCAUUAUACAUCGCGGCUGCUUGCAAGGAAGACACCUCUGAAUAUGAAUGUGUUGCCCGAAACUUGAUGGGCUCUGUCCUUGUCAGAGUGCCCGUCAUCGUCCAGGUGCAUGGUGGGUUUUCGUUGUGGUCACCCUGGAGGUCGUGCAGUGUCACCUGUGGAAGAGGCAUCCAAAAGAGGAGCCGACUGUGCAACAACCCACUUCCAGCCAAUGGUGGUAGACCAUGCCAGGGGUCAGAUUCAGAAACACGACACUGUCAGAAUAAGCUGUGUCCAGUGGACGGCCACUGGUCAGAAUGGAGCUUCUGGGAAGAAUGCACAAGGAGCUGUGGGCAUGGCAACCAAACCAGGACCAGAACUUGCAGUAACCCGUCGGCUCAGCACGGUGGGCGGCCAUGUGUGGGACAGGCUGUGGAAAUCAUCAUGUGUAACAAUAGGCCUUGCCCAGUUCAUGGAGUGUGGAGUGCUUGGCAGCCUUGGGGUACGUGCAGCAGAAGUUGUGGGAAAGGCAGUCAGACAAGAACAAGACUUUGCAACAACCCACCACCAUCAUUUGGGGGAGCCUAUUGCAGUGGAGCAGAAACUCAGAUGCAAGUCUGCAAUGAGAGACACUGUCCAGUUGAUGGGAAGUGGGCAGCGUGGGCCAGUUGGAGUGCCUGCACUGUAUCCUGUGGAGGAGGAGCCAAGAAGAGAACAAGGGACUGUUCUGACCCAGUGCCACAGUAUGGAGGAAGCAAAUGUGCAGGCAGCGCUAUCCAGAGUGAUUUUUGCAAUAGUGACCCUUGUCCAACCCAUGGUAACUGGAGCCCUUGGAGUAGCUGGGGCACUUGCAGCCGGACCUGCAAUGGAGGACAGAUGCGGAGGCACCGCAUGUGUGAUAAUCCACGUCCCUCCAAUGGAGGAAGAGCCUGUGGGGGAGCGGAUACUCAGAUCCAUAGGUGCAACACUGACGUGUGUCCUGUGGAUGGAAGUUGGGGGACAUGGCAUAGUUGGAGCCAGUGUUCUGUCUCUUGCGGAGGUGGUGAAAGGACUCGAAAGAGGCUAUGUGACAAUCCAGUGCCAUCUAAGACUGGCCGUUCCUGUCCAGGUGAUGCCACCCAGGUAUCCAGGUGCAACAUGCAGGCGUGUCCAGGUGGACCCCAGCGAGCCAGAGGAAGUGUUAUUGGGAAUAUUAAUGACAUUGAAUUUGGAAUCGCUUUUCUUAAUGCCACAAUAACCGAGAGCCCUAACUCUGAUACAAGAAUAAUACAGGCCAAGAUUACCAAUGUGCCUCGCAGUCUUGGUCCAGCAAUGAGAAAGAUUAUUUCUAUCCUAAAUCCCAUUUACUGGACAACAGCAAAGGAAAUGGGAGAAGCAGUCAAUGGUUUUACCCUCACUAAUGCAGUCUUCAAAAGAGAGACACAAGUGGAAUUUGCAACUGGAGAGGUCUUGCGAAUGACGCAUGUGGCUCGGGGAUUGGAUUCUGACGGCGCCUUGCUGCUUGAUGUCGUUGUGAGUGGCUAUGUCCUUCAGCUCCAGACACCUGCAGAAGUCAGUGUGAAGGAUUACACAGAGGAUUACAUUCAAACAGGACCUGGGCAGCUGUACGCCUACUCAACACGGCUCUUCACCAUCGAUGGCAUCAGUGUCCCCUACACAUGGAACCACACCAUUUUCUAUGAUCAGGCCUGGGGGAAAAUGCCCUUCUUAGUGGAAACACUUCACGCAUCUUCUGUGGAGUCUGACUACAACCAAUUGGAAGAGACAUUGGGUUUUAAAAUCCACGCUUCAAUUUCCAAAGGAGAUCGCAGUAACCAGUGCCCCUCUGGGUUCACCUUAGACUCAGUCGGACCCUUUUGUGCUGAUGAAGAUGAAUGCACAGCAGGGAAUCCCUGCUCCCACACCUGCCACAAUGCCAUAGGAGCCUAUUACUGCUCCUGCCCCAAAGGCCUCACUAUAGCAGCAGAUGGAAGAACCUGUCAAGAUAUCGAUGAGUGUGCUUUGGGUGGACAUACCUGCCACGCUGGUCAGGACUGUGACAACACCAUCGGAUCCUAUCGCUGUGUGGUCCACUGUGGAACAGGCUUCCGAAGAACCUCUGACGGGCUGAGCUGUCAAGAUAUCAAUGAAUGUCAGGAAUCCAGCCCCUGCCACCAGCGGUGUUUCAAUGUCAUAGGAAGUUUCCACUGUGGGUGCGAAGCUGGCUAUCAACUCAAAGGCAGGAAAUGCGUCGAUGUGAACGAAUGUAGACAGAAUGUGUGCAGACCAGACCAGCACUGUAAAAACACCCGUGGUGGCUAUAAGUGCAUUGAUCUUUGUCCAAACGGAAUGACCAAGGCUGAAAAUGGGACCUGUGUUGACAUCGAUGAGUGCAAAGAUGGGACCCAUCAGUGCAGAUACAACCAGAUGUGUGAGAACACGAGAGGCAGCUACCGGUGCGCAUGCCCACGGGGUUAUCGGUCCCAAGGAGUUGGAAGACCCUGUAUUGACAUUAAUGAAUGUGAGCAAGUACCUAAGCCUUGUGCACAUCAGUGCUCCAACACCCCCGGCAGCUUCAAGUGUAUCUGUCCAGCAGGACAACAUUUAUUAGGGGAUGGGAAGUCUUGCGCUGGAUUGGAGAGGCUGUCGAAUUUUGGCAGUCAGUACAGUAGCUAUAACCUUGCACGAUUCUCCCCUGUGAGAAGCGACUAUCAACCUCCGCAGAGUUACAGACAGCACUCACAGCUCUACAGCUCCUACUCAGAGUAUAGGAACAGCAGAGCAUCUCUCUCCAGGAAUAGAAGGACUAUUAGGAAAACUUGCCCUGAAGGCUCUGAGGCAAACCAUGAAACAUGUGUAGAUAUUGAUGAAUGUCAAAACAGAGAUACUUGUCAACAUGAGUGUAAAAACACCAUCGGGAGCUACCAGUGUGUCUGCCCACCAGGUUAUCGACUCAUGCUCAAUGGGAAAACAUGCCAAGAUGUAGAUGAGUGUCUGGAGCAGAAUGUGCGCUGUGGGCCCAAUCGCAUGUGUUUCAACAUGAGAGGAAGCUAUGAGUGCAUCGACACGCCCUGUCCGCCCAGUUACCAGCGGGAUCCUGUUUUGGGGUUCUGCCUUAAAAACUGCCCACCCAAUGACCUGGAGUGUACCUUGAGCCCAUAUGCCUUGGAAUAUAAGCUUGUCUCGCUCCCAUUUGGGAUAGGUGCCAAUCAAGAUUUAAUCCGGCUGGUUGCAUACACACAGGAUGGAGUGAUGCAUCCCAGGACGACUUUCCUCAUGGUAGAUGAGGAGCCAGCUGUUCCUUUUGCCUUAAGGGACGAAAACCUGAAAGGAGUGGUGUACACCACACGUCCGCUACGAGAGGCUGACACUUACCGCAUGAAGGUGCGUGCUUUGUCCUACAGUGCCAACGGGACCAUUGAGUACCAGACCACAUUCAUAGUUUAUAUAGCUGUGUCUGCCUAUCCAUACUAGGAAGGACUCCAGAACCUAGUGCAAAUGUUUAAACUGCAUUAACCCUGGCAAUCAAGGACCCCUACAGUUUACUGUCUCUUGAACAGUUGCAAUCUUGGCGACGUGACAAUGGUGCUAUACUCCGUUAUGUGUGCUCCUUGGUACUGCUGAGGUGGCUGUAUGAUCACACCAUGAUUGUGUAUCCUUUAGAAGAGCCCUCUGUUAUUUUCUUUAUUUAUUACACUGGAGCAGUUGCUUCCCAACGAUUAUUCUGAUCAGCUAAUAGGACACAUCAGUGAUGUUGUAUAGUUACAUAGAAGCUAAGAUCAUUUUCUUGGAAACAAUGUUUAAAAAACUAAUUCAAAUAGAUUUCUGAGCAUUUGGCUAUUCUUAGAAUGGUAAAACCAGUUGCUAUGUAUUUUGAUAAAAGCUUAUGAUAUAAGA
This is a messenger RNA of Psammomys obesus (fat sand rat), 11997 nucleotides long. It is a transcript of the gene Hmcn1, whose product is annotated as hemicentin 1. The record is from RefSeq and is a predicted model, not a curated record. Gene Ontology annotation, cellular component: plasma membrane. The transcript has 73 exons. Bases 1 to 11574 code for a protein of 3857 amino acids. Gene Ontology annotation, molecular function: fibroblast growth factor binding; fibroblast growth factor receptor activity; calcium ion binding. NCBI's taxonomy places the organism in Eukaryota, Metazoa, Chordata, Mammalia, Rodentia, Muridae.